Messenger RNA from Cylindrotheca closterium, 882 nucleotides. Lineage: Eukaryota; Bacillariophyta; Bacillariophyceae; Bacillariales; Bacillariaceae. The record is from the annotation of a GenBank genome assembly.
AUGCGUUCAAUCCUUGGUGAUGCUGACAUCGUUCGUUCCCUCGUCAUGUUACUGUCACUACGUCAACACUUGUUAAAUGGUGGAAAGUCGUAUGGCCCAGUCUGCAUGUCGAAUUCUCCUAUCGUUAUGGAGAUACUGGCAAAUUCGGGAUACAAUCAUAUGAUAAUCGAUCACGAACAUGCUCCCACCGACAUUGCCAGCGGUCAAACUUUAUUGCAAGCCAUUGAUGUUGUACGAUCCACAACUUCGAAUUCAAUUUUUCCAAUCGUCCGGGUUCCUGAUCACAGUCUAAGCUAUUUGAAAAAGGUACUCGAUUCAAUGCGAUUACCGGGGGGAGUCCUUGUUCCGAUGAUUGAGGACAAGGAAACUGCCGAAGUCGUGGCAGCAGCCACCAAGUAUCCUCGCCAAGUAAAUUCCGACUCAUCUGUAGAUGGGAUUCGUGGCUGUGCAAUUCCCUUUGUUCGGGCAAGUGGCUAUGGUACCAAUCCAAACUACAUGAAAGAGAGUGAUCGUGAUCUAUUGGUAAUGGUUCAAGUUGAAACCAGCAAAGGGGUAGAGGCAAUACCCGAAAUCAGUUCAGUUCCUGGUAUUGAUGGCAUCUUCAUUGGUCCUUUUGACCUUUCUUGUAGCAUUGGCAAAACUGGCCAGUUUGACGAUCCCGAGGUCAAAGAUUUGAUCCACAGAGCCGAACGAAUGGUUGUAGAAUCAGACUGUUUUCUAGCUGGGUUCCGCUCUGGGGGGAGAGAUCUGCGUGAAAUGUACGAAAAGGAUGGUUAUAGUUUAGUCUGUGGAUCUAUCGAUCUGGGAUUGUUGAAAACCGCCGCAUUGGAGGAUGCUCGGGUUGCCAAUGAUAUUUUACAUGGGGACAAAAAGCAAAAGUAG